UGGAGCACCAGCAGCAUCUCCACCACCGAAUCCGUUUGGUGUGUAGACUACACAAAGUAUGUGAAUAUCCUAGUACUAGCGUUCAACCUUGUAAAGAGCACACGUAAUCGAGGGCUGUACAAAACGCAAUGGAUGCUACGUUGAGAGGGGCUCCGAGCAGCAUUUUCUAUCCUCGGGUAAUGAAUUUGGGUUCAAGGAUUCAUCAGGCGUGGGUAGUUUCCAAGCCAGCCUCAAGGAGUCGAGCUAGACUUCGUUCGGAUUCAGCCCCCGAUGUGGACGCUCAAGCCGAGGCCGAGCGCAAGAGACUGGAUUCUGAGGCACGAGAGGCCAUGAAAGUCGUGGCUGAACAGAGCCAGGCUGACGACAGGCCUGGCGCAUGGAAAUGGCAGAUAAGGAAGCGGGUGUGGGAUUUGCUGGAAGCCGAAGACAUUGCAAAGAUGCCAAGACCAGUUCAUCACAGGAUUCCAAAUUUUCAAGGGGCUGAGCUUGCGGCAGACAAGCUGCGGAAGAUGCCAGUCUUUGAAGAUGCGAAGUGUGUCAAGGUGAAUCCGGACACACCGCAAAAACCAGUGCGAUACAUGACCCUGAGAGGCAUGAAAAAGUUGCUCGUACCGCAACCACGCCUUAGAACUGGUUUCUUCUCCAUGCUGGAUCCAGCAAGUAUGAACGAUAGAGACAUGAGGGAGGCUGUCACACAAACAGGCUUUCGGAAGUUUGGGAAGCCGUUGGGGCUUGAUGCGAAGCUCAAAGUGGAUCUCAUUGUGAUCGGCUCCGUUGCUGUGGAUCCAAAAACUGGUGCUCGUCUUGGUAAAGGCGAGGGAUUCGCGGAGUUGGAAUAUGGGAUGCUCCGGUUUAUGGGAGCGAUAGACGAUUCAACUUUGAUUGUUACCACAGUGCAUGACAAGCAACUCGUUGACGAGAUUCAAUCGGACAAGCUGCUUAUACACGACGUCCCAGUGGAUGUAAUUUGCACCCCUACGCAAGUUAUAUUUACAAACACAACCAUUCCAAAGCCUACAGGAAUCUACUGGGACAGACUAUCCCCUGAGAAGCUUAAUCAGAUCAGAAUCCUCCAGCAGCUUAAGAGACAGAUCGAGAACGAAACGGGGGUGGCACUGACGCUGGGUCCUUCCGAAAGAUUGCCGCCGACGGCCCAAAGAGUGAAUCAACGGACCUCGGGCAGAUAAGUGAAUCAACUAGGAGCUCUGAGGAUACCGACGCACGAGAGGUCAAGGCCUCGAGCGGGUCUGACGAUGACUUUGUCUCGUUGCAAUAGGCUUUAAUACUUGAGCAGUGCUGCCUUGCUACUCGUGUUGCAAGAUCCCAACAAUGCUUUCCAGGAUCCAAGGGAAAGUGGCACUCAU
Molecule: messenger RNA, 1364 nt
Organism: Selaginella moellendorffii
Lineage: Eukaryota; Viridiplantae; Streptophyta; Lycopodiopsida; Selaginellales; Selaginellaceae
Product: 5-formyltetrahydrofolate cyclo-ligase-like protein COG0212
Exons: 9
Coding region: 129-1187 (352 amino acids)
Cellular component (GO): cytoplasm
Source: RefSeq, a predicted model, not a curated record